AUGACUUCGAGACUCCGCCGAGUGCGAGGCGUACAGGCGUUGCGUUUGCGUGUUCUUUCAAUGCCCGAGGAGCUUUCUUUUGACGGGAUUUGGUCGUCUGAAAAAAUGAAAAAGUUGGAUGUUGAACGCGUGGUUAUUAUUAGCAAUUUACCGAUGCCCCUACAAUAUGAACCACGAGAACAAGUCAUCGAAAUCAUUUUUCAAUUGAUCAGCUUGAAAUUUGAUCUUGAAAUUGGCGCCAUCGACCGUAUUAUCCGUUUCCCGUUGAUCGAUGGUGUUCUAGAUCAGGAGCUCGGUGUGAAGUGUUUGGUUUCAUUCUAUUCACAAGUGCAUCGAGAUCGUGUUAUCUCGCAAAAAAAUCGGCUUGACCCGCCAACAACAGUUGAUUCAAUCACUGAACCUCCGAAGGAGUUGAGCGGUGAAGCAGAAUUCGAAGCAAUAUCAGACUUUGAAAUGGCUGGUGAAUGUAACAGUAAUCCGGCUGAUACUGUUGUUGUUGAUGCCGGUAGCGGAGCUCCAAGUGCUAUAGGUACUGGUAUACCGAAUAUUCCAGUAGCUCCAGUGGCAUCAGAGCAAGAUGAUGUCGUUGUUAUACGUGAUGACGACGAUGCAUCGAGACCGAUAGUCGGCAAAGAUGGCAAAAACGGUUGGCCUAUUACUUUGCUUGCUGAAGUUAAGAAGCCAUUGAACAUUAUCGUUCCUAAAAAGAAAGAAGGGGAAAUUGCAAACGUCGUUCAAGAAACGGAUAUUGAAGUAGUUCUUGCCGUAGUAGAAAGUUUAAAGAAUAUAACGGUAAGAAGUUUGGGUGAAGAAACGGGUCCAGAUAAAUUAACUAACAAAAUGAUUAUGGCGGAAUAUUACAAAACACUGCCAGUUGAUUGGGAUGGUGCUCCGGAAUUUCAAUGGAGGCUGUGCAAGGAUGAGUCAGAUAGACGUGUGGUAAUUUUUGAAAAUGUGUUACCAGCAGAUAUGCACAAUCCUUGGUUUUACACUGCACUUUUACGUUGUAAACGAGUUAUUAUGGAGUUUCCGCUGUCAGCAGGGAAAAUUGAUGCAGAUUUUAAUCAUUUAUACGGGCGAAUUGAAGCAUAUUUUCAAAGUGAUCACCCCAUUGCAUAUUGUGCUGUAAACAAUCUCGUUCAUAUACGAACUGGUGCACAUCGAUUGAAAAUCUACUUACCACAAACAAAAUGGGUACGAAAAUAUAAGGAAAUAUUAGAAAGUCGUUUGGGUCGAAUGCGGGAACCGAUGGAAAGUAUGCGCUAUUUGAUCGUAAAACCUGUGAGUGAUGAAGUAACGGAGAAACAAAUCCGCGAAAUUUGUUUUAAAAACUAUCCGAUCGAAAGUAUACGCUUUGAAAAGGAUAUGUUAGGGCAACGUAUGGCUGUUUUGUUGUUUCCAACUGCUCGAGAAGCUGUGGCAGCUCAUUCUAAUAAUGAUUUUGUUUAUCUCGGUGCAAGAAAUGUGUCGAGUAAUUAUGUUAAAGUAUACUUCCCUAAUGUGGAUUUUCAUGGCUGGGAUCGGCUUAUUAUACCGACACCAGAAACUGAUAUGUACUGUUUGUUAACCUACAAAGAAUUCAUCUCUUACACGCAAUCCAAAAAAAUUGAACAGGAACAAGAAAAAUUAUCCAAAGCAUCGGUAACACCGGAAAUGAACCAGACCCGAGUCGAUGCUCUAAAAACAGCACAAGAUCAUAAGCGUUCAUUGGAAACGGAGCGGGAAAAAGAUAUUACCGAGAGCGGUGGUGGUAAUAGUACUGAUGAUGGUGCUGCACACGGUUGUGAGAGCAUCAAGCCUGCUGAGAAAAACGCUGGAUUGAGAAAUCUACAGUCGAAACCAACAUUUCCCAAAAAAGGUCAAUCCUCCGGCGAUGCGAAAAGAAUAGCAGAAGAUGAUGGAGGUGGACCAUCCCGAAAACGAAGGAGAGCAGGGCGAUACAGAAGACGACGAUGUAGUCGAUCCGAUUCAUUUCGAUCGAUUCCAUCCUAUUCAAUGCCACCAGCUCCACCGCGUUGGAGACGUCCACCACAGCCAGCUCCGUAUCCAUACGGCCCUGCUUUCGAUUCGUAUGGUUACGCAGAUGCCAGGCGAAGGAAACCACCGGGCAAAUUGCCCGUGAUGGACGUUGUCGUAACGGAUGUGGCUCCGCCUCCGCCACGUCCCACUGUUCCAUUGAGUGGUGCCAUGGAGCGUAGAAAAGAAAUGGAUUUGCAAGAGCAUAUUUUACGUCAACAAAAGGUUAUUGACGAUCUUGCGAAAAAGUUAUCUACACAAAAUACUGUACCUGAUUAUAUGAGACGUCCAGAAACAAAUGACCCGUACGCAAUUAUGCAAACACCAUCAACGUCAUCGUUAGCAGCAGGUAGCACGAGUAAAAUGCCAGCCUGGGUUACACCGUCGAUAUAUGCUCAAUCACAAGGUGGCAACUUCGCUGAAACAUAUGAAGCAUGGCGAUAA
Messenger RNA from Acanthocheilonema viteae, 2460 nucleotides. Lineage: Eukaryota; Metazoa; Nematoda; Chromadorea; Rhabditida; Onchocercidae. The record is from the annotation of a GenBank genome assembly.